GCGCCCCCCGCCGUGCUCAACGCCGUGUUCGACCCCGCGUUCAACGCCGUGUUCAGCGCCAUGGGGGCCUUGUGCUUGUUGGCGCUGCUGGCCUUGGUGCCGGCGCCGCGGGCCCAGCUGCAGCAGGACAUCGAGGCGAGCCAGUUCCUGCGCGAGUAUGACCGCGAGGCCGCCGCCAUGUGCUUCCGCGUCACCUCGGCGACGUGGGGCUUCAGCACCAACGUGACGGAGAGCAACCGCCGCCGAAUGCUGGAGGAGCAGGCGCUCAACUGGAAGUUCGGGCGCGUGUCCUGGCGCAAGGCGACGUCGCUGUCCUGGGCGCGCAUCCCCGACGCGACUUCGCGCCGCCAGCUGCAGAUCCUCUCGCAGGAGGGCCGCAACGCCCUGGCCGACGACCGCUUCGCGGAGCUGAUGCAGCUCAUCGGGGACAUGAAGGACGUGUACGCGCGCGCCCGCGUGUGCCCCGUGUCCGGCGUGCAGGGCCAGGCCUGCGACUGGCGGCUGGAGCCCGAGCUGAGCCGCGUGCUGGCGCGCUCCAGGGACCCCGGCGAGCUGCAGCGCGCCUGGACGGCCUGGCACGACGCCGUGGGCCCGCCCCUGCGCCCCAAGUUCGUCCGCUACGUGCAGCUCGCCAACGAGGCCGCCAGGCUCAACGGGUUCCGCGACGCCGGCGAGCACAUGCGCUCCCCGUACGACGACCCCGAGCUGGAGUCCGAGGUGACGACGCUGUGGGCGCAGGUGUCGCCGCUGUACCGCCAGCUGCACUCCUACGUGCGCCGCCAGCUGCACCGCCACUACGGCGACCUGGUGCGCGAGGAUGGGCCGCUGCCCGCCCACCUGCUGGGCAACAUGUGGGCGCAGAGCUGGAAGAACAUCGCCGACCUGGUGGUGCCGUUCCCGGACAAGCAGGCCGCCGACGUGACGCCCGAGAUGCUGCGCCAGGGAUACACCCCGCUGAGGAUGUUCCAGACCGCGGAGGAGUUCUUCACGUCGCUGGGGCUGAAGCCCAUGCCCGUCGAGUUCUGGCGGCACUCCGUGCUGGAGCGGCCCGUGGACCGCGAGGCAGUGUGCCGCGCCUCCGCCUGGGACUUCUGCAACCGGAAGGACUACAGGAUAAAACAGUGCACGGAGGUGACCAUGGACGACCUGCUGACCAUCCACCACGAGAUGGCGCACAUCCAGUACUACCUGCACUACGCCGAGCAGCCCUACAUCUUCAGGCGGGGUGCCAACCCGGCGUUCCACGAGGCCGUCGGGGACGCCAUCGGGCUGUCGGUGACCACGCCCAGACAUCUGCAGCGGAUCGGCCUGCUCAACAACAUCACGGACGACUACGAGACCAACAUAAACUACUUGCUGACGGUGGCGUUGGACAAGGUGGUGUACCUGCCUUUCGCCUACGUGGUCGACCAGUGGCGGUGGCGCGUGUUCUCGGAGGGCGUGGAGAACAUGAACGGCCGCUGGUGGGAGCUGCGCAUGCGGCACCAGGGCGUCAUCCCGCCCGUGCCGCGGUCCGAGCGCGACUUCGACCCGGGCGCCAAGUACCACGUGCCCGCCGACACGCCGUACCUGCGCUACUUCGUCAGCCUCGUGCUGCAGUUCCAGAUCCACGAGGCGCUGUGCCGCGCCGCCGGCCACCCCGGCCCCAUGCACACCUGCGACAUCUACCGGUCCAGGGAGGCGGGCCGCCUGCUGGCGGAGGUGCUGUCGCUGGGCGCGUCGCGGCCGUGGCGGGACGUGCUGCGCGUGGCCACGCAGGGCGCCACGGACCGCCUGGACGCGCGGCCGCUGCUGGAGUUCUUCCAGCCGCUGGCGCUGUGGCUGCGCGUGCAGAACCGGGAGCGCGGCGUGGUGGGCUGGACCACCACCAACCAGGACACGGCGCUGUUCGCGCGCUGGGCCCGGCCGCUCGCCGGUUGCUAA
Molecule: messenger RNA, 1923 nt
Organism: Thrips palmi
Lineage: Eukaryota; Metazoa; Arthropoda; Insecta; Thysanoptera; Thripidae
Product: angiotensin-converting enzyme-like
Exons: 13
Coding region: 61-1923 (620 amino acids)
Biological process (GO): proteolysis
Cellular component (GO): plasma membrane
Molecular function (GO): peptidyl-dipeptidase activity; metallopeptidase activity
Source: RefSeq, a predicted model, not a curated record